AUGAGCCUGGACCUUUGGCUAAACAAAACUAUUCUAGAAGAAAAUGUUCACGGCGUGCUUAUAAUAGACGAAAAAACAGGCCUUAGUCUUGGGAGCCGCGGUGUUGCUGAAAACAUUGAUGCCCAGAAGAUUAAGUGGCUGCGCGAUCAUAAUCAACAUAAUGAGAUUUUUACUUUACGGCACAAUGACUCAAUCGUUUAUGUUACUCAAGAGGGUGAUAUCCUUUUGGCCAUCUACAAACCCGCGUCGCAAAGAGCACUUUCUUCCACCGGUAGCACACCGUCACUAAAUGACGCAUGA
This is a messenger RNA of Magnusiomyces paraingens, 300 nucleotides long. RefSeq lists its product as uncharacterized. Lineage: Eukaryota; Fungi; Ascomycota; Dipodascomycetes; Dipodascales; Dipodascaceae. The coding region runs from base 1 to 300 and encodes 99 amino acids. The transcript has 3 exons. The record is from RefSeq and is a predicted model, not a curated record.